CUCCCCGAGUUUGGUGCCGGGUGUUUGACGUGGCAGUCUCCCGAUAGACUCCUCGGUACUCGGUCCGCUCGGUGUCAUCGCUGCCUUACAGGUUGUUGCUGUUCUUUAUUUUUGGAAUGAAAUACAUCUAACAGGAUGAGCCAGCAGGGUUAUGUUGCUACGCCUCCAUACUCGCAGGCCCAGGCGGGAAUGGGGGGAUACCCCACUGCAUUUGGGGCUCCCCCUCCACAAUCCCAUUAUGGGCAUUAUGGAGCGCCACCACACUCCUUUCCUCCACAGCCAACAGGUAUGCUCAAACCAGCUGCCUCCUCUCCUUCUGGGAUGCCUCCACCACCUGUGUCUAGCCAAUAUGGAUCUCCUAUUCAACAAAAUGGCGCACACCCACAGAAGCUCCCUCCCACUCCGGCAGUCUCUGCACCUGUCAUGUCUCCGUAUGGACAACCGCCACAAAGACCGUACCACAGCAUGACUCCGGCCACACCUCCAGCCCAACAAAUAAGCAAUCAGAUGAGUGCUAUGAACAUUGAUGGAUAUGCCCAAAGACCCAUGCAAACUCCGCAGUCUGUAGCCACACCACAGCAUUUCCAAAUGUCGCCACCACCAACAAUGGGACAUCCACCCAUGUCUCCUCCAGGCACUCAACCUCUCUCGAUGGGUACGUGUCCACCAGUGGCAGCUAGUCCACCCAUGAGUGCAUCAGGGCCUCCACCAAUGGGACUGUCUAAUUCACAGCUUCCCCCUCCUCCACUGAGUGGAGCUGGAUUCCAACAGCCACCAGCACCUCAGGGAUUUCCGCCUCAACAGCCAGGAUUAUAUGGAGGACAGAUGCCAGGGUCACCGAUGGCAGGGCUGCAGCCAGGCUCUUUCCCAGGAGGCUAUCCUGGCGGAGCUGCCAACAUGGCUGGACCUCCUCAGAAGAAACUCGAUCCAGACUCCAUACCUAGCACGAUACAAGUGAUUGAAAGUGACCAGGAUAAGAGAGGUAGUCAGGUCUACCCCACAAAUCUGAGGGGUCAAGUGCCGCCCCUUGUCACGACCAAUUUCACUGUUCAGGAUCAAGGAAAUGCUAGCCCAAGGUUCAUGCGAUGCACUACCUACUCAUUUCCCUGCACCUCUGACCUUGCUAAGCAGUGGCAAGUGCCUCUGGCGGCCAUCAUCAAACCUUUUGCCACAGUGCCAAAAAAUGAAACUCCUCUAUACAUAGUAAAUCAUGGCGAGACAGGACCCAUACGCUGUAACCGCUGUAAGGCCUACAUGUGCCCCUUUAUGCUCUUCAUCGACGGUGGAAGACGCUUCCAGUGUGGCUUCUGCAGCUGUGUUAAUGAGGUUCCUGUCCAGUAUUUCCAGCACCUGGACCAUAUGGGCAGAAGAGUGGAUGUAUAUGAAAGACCAGAGCUGUCCCUGGGUUCUUACGAGUUCGCCGCUACGCUGGAUUACUGCAAAAAUAAUAAGCCUCCCAAUCCUCCUGCUUAUAUCUUCAUGAUCGAUGUUUCCUACAACAACAUAAAGAGUGGACUUGUCAAACUGAUAUGUGAGGAACUGAAGACACUGCUGGAUCAACUUCCAAAAGAGGAGGGAGCCGAGAGCUCAGCCAUCAGAGUGGGCUUUGUCACCUACAACAAGAUCCUGCACUUCUACAAUGUGAAGAGUGCACUAGCUCAGCCCCAGAUGAUGGUGGUCUCUGAUGUGGCAGAUAUGUUUCUGCCCCUUCUGGAUGGAUUCCUGGUCAGCUUUCAGGAAUCACGAGCUGUCAUCAACAAUCUGUUGAGCCAGAUCCCUGACAUGUUUGCUGACACAAAUGAGAGCGAAACUGUUUUUGCUCCAGUUAUUCAAGCUGGACUGGAAGCAAUGAAGGCUGCUGAAUGCAGUGGAAAGCUCUUCAUCUUCCACUCCUCCCUCCCAACCGCAGAGGCGCCUGGGAAGCUGAAGAACAGAGACGACAGGAAGCUGGUGAACACCGAGAAAGAAAAGACUCUGUUUCAGCCACAGCGUGGUGUGUAUGAGCAGCUGACUAAAGAGUGUGUGAGCCAGGGAUGCUGCGUGGACCUCUUCUUGUUCCCUAACCAGUAUGUGGACUUGGCCACGAUGGGUGACAUUCCCACACACACUGGCGGCUCAGUUUAUAAAUAUAGCAACUUCCAGGUCCAGGUAGAUGGUCAGCAUUUCCUGACUGAUCUGAGACGAGAUGUGGAGAAGUCAGUUGGAUUUGAUGCCAUAAUGCGUGUUCGAACCAACACAGGUUUCAGAGCCACAGACUUCUUUGGUGCUAUUUAUAUGAACACAACUACAGAUGUGGAGAUGGCUGCAGUGGACUGUGACAAAGCAGUUACAGUUGAGUUUAAGCACGAUGACUCACUCAGUGAAGAGGCUGGGGCACUAAUCCAGUGUGCUGUGCUGUACACCUCUGUCAGUGGUCAAAGGCGACUGCGCAUUCACAACCUCAGUCUGAACUGCAGCUCUCAGCUAUCUGAGCUUUACAAGAGCUGUGAGACUGAUGCACUCAUCAACUUCUUUGCCAAGUCAGCAUACCAUGCUAUACUAAGCCAGCCAGUGCGGACGGUGAGGGAGAUCCUGGUAAGGCAGACAGCCCACAUGCUGGCCUGCUAUAGGAAGAACUGUGCUACACCUUCUGCCGCAAGUCAGCUGAUUCUGCCUGAUGCGAUGAAAGUGUUCCCGGUGUACAUGAACAGCCUGAUGAAGACUCCAGUUCUGGUGGGCAGCACUGAACUCUGUACAGAUGACAGGGCUCUCCAUCGACUUGGUGUCCUGUCCAUGGGAGUAGAAGAGAGCCAGGUCCUGCUGUACCCACAGCUCAUUCCAGUGCACUCCAUGGACGUGGCGAAUGAUUCGAUUCCGGCAGCAGUGCGCUGCUCUGAGGAGCGUUUGAGCGAGACCGGUGUGUUUUUGCUGGAGAACGGUCAGUCUAUGUUCCUGUGGCUGGGCCAGGCCUGUCCUCCUGACCUCAUCCAGAACCUCUUCAACAUGCCCUCCAUGGCCCACCUCAGUUCAGAUGCGACUACACUGCCAGAACUAGAUAACGCUCACUCAAGGAAGCUUCACUCGAUCAUUUGUGCCAUCUCCAAGCAGCGGUGCAAAUCCAUGAAGAUGGUGAUCGUGAAGCAGAAAGACAGAUCUGAGAUGCUGUUCCGCCAGCUCCUUGUGGAGGAUAAAGGCCUGCAUGGAGGAACUUCAUACUUGGAAUUCUUGUGCUCUGUUCACCGUGAGAUUAGGCAGCUUCUGACCUAACAUACACGCAGACUCAUGCACAAUUACUAGCCCCUUUAUUAGGAACAUCUGUACGCCUGCUUAGAUAUGGAUUAUCUGAUCAGCCAUUCAUGUCUCAGCACCACAAUGCAUAAUUUCAUUUAAAAAAAAAAAAUCAAGACCGGUUUGCACCAGUUUGACAGGAAAGCUGCAGUUAUUCGAACAACUACUUAAAACUGUAGCAAGCAGAAAAGCAUCUCAAACACACCGCACCUCAAGGAGGAUGGACUACAACUGCAGAAGAUCACAUCAGGUUCCACUCCUGUCAGCGAAGAACAGGAAUAUGAGGCUGCAAUCAGGACAGGCUCAAGAAAUUUAACAUUUGACGAUUGGAAAAACUUUGAUUAACCUCAAUUUCUGUUGCGACGUGUAGAUGGUAGGGUGCGAAUUUGGUAUGAAGAACAUCUCAUCUCAUUAUCUGUAGCCGCUUUAUCCUGUUCUACAGGGUCGCAGGCAAGCUGGAGCCUAUCCCAGCUGACUACGGGCGAAAGGCGGGGUACACCCUGGACAAGUCGCCAGGUCAUCACAGGCCUGACACAUAGACACAGACAACCAUUCACACUCACAUUCACACCUAUGCUCAAUUUAGAGUCACCAGUUAACCUAACCUGCAUGUCUUUGGACUGUGGGGGAAACCGGAGCACCUGGAGGAAACCCACGCGGACACGGGGAGAACAUGGAAACUCCGCACAGAAAGGCCCUCGCCGGCCACGGGGCUCGAACCCGGACCUUCUUGCUGUGAGGCGACAGUGCUAACCACUAUACCACCGUGCCGCCCCGUUCAGGCUGGUGGUGGUUGUGUAAUGGUGUGGGGAACGUUUUAUUGGCAUACAUCGGGCCCCUUAAUACCAAUCGGUCAUCAUUUGAAUGCCACAACCUAUCUGCUAUUGUUGCUGACCAUGUAUAUCCCUUUAUAGUCAGAAUCUUAUAAGGGCUACUUCCAGCAUGAUGGUGUGCCACGUCACAGAGCACAAGUCAUCCCAAACCGGUUCUAUAAACAGGAGUUCAGUGUGGCCUCCCCAGUCACCUGAUCUGAAUCUAAUAGAGCGUCUUCGGGAAGUGUCGAGACUCGCAGCGUGACUCUGCGGCUGACAAAUCGGCUGAAAAUCACGUUACGCAAUCAUGGACCAGAAUCUCAAAGGAAUAGUUCCAACAACAGCUGGAAGCCAUGCCGAGAAGAAUGGAUGACGAUGUAAGAGCUAGGGAGUGUGUGGGGGCAGGAUGGGGUGUAUUAAGGGUUAGUAUGGUGUUCCUAAUAAAGUGGUUGGUGAGUGUAUAAGGAAAUUGUGUGCAACGCAGCACACAUGAUGAACUUCUUACUAUUUCCAGAGCUGCCUUUGUGUGACUGAACAACUCCAUCAGGACUUCACAAGUGUUCUUACUUCAUCAAUUUCACUCAAAAUUCUAGUUUGGGAUUAAGCUUGGCUUGCUUGUAUGAAAUGCUAUGUAUUUGUUUCCUAAUAUAUACAAUCUUUUUUUUGUUGUUAGAUAACAUGGAGGACAAAGGAGAAUUGAAAAAAAAAUUCCCCAUAAUUUACCAAAUUACAUCUCUAAAAACCAUUUUAUUAAAUAGGUACCAAAGAAUGAGGAAAAUCUUUUAGGAAAUGCUAUUUAUUAAAGUAAUAGAUUAAACCGUUGGAUACCAUUAGAAGCGUUAGACUGGACCAUUAACUGAAAUUAAUUAAACUGCAGUUAUACCAAGCAAUUUUUUUUUCAUGAAAACUGAGAAUUGUUUCAUGCAUAACUCUCUGUACUCCUGAUUCUGUGGUUUUUUUUUCCUUCUUGAUCAUUCAAAUGCCAGUCAUGCUGUAAAUCUGUACACAGUGAAACAUUUAUUGUGAACGUUCAGCUUAAUCCAAGAAGCAAAUCAUAUCCAGCUUAAGGCAUCUUUUGUAGACGAGUUUUUUGUCACAGAGCCUGCUUCAUGGUUAUUAGAAAAUUUAAUCAAGUUCAUCAUAUUCAACAUACGUUAAUCUUUUUUUAUUGGUGUGUCAACAGAAGCAGUAUAAUUUAUUACUUCUGUGAUAUAGAUCUUUGAAAGAGUAUGGUUUGUAUGUAAACAUACCUCAGGUAACCCAGGUAGAGCAAACGCAGAGAGGUACAGUACAUGUAACUGUGUGCAGUAGUUUACAGUGUGGAAGUAAACAGAUUUUUUUUUUUUUAUUUCUGAACUUUGGGCCCAUUUGCUGAGACCAGGAUGCUGUAUCAUAUACAUUCCAGUUUAUAAAAGGUUUUUGAUUAAAA
Molecule: messenger RNA, 5508 nt
Organism: Neoarius graeffei (lesser salmon catfish)
Lineage: Eukaryota; Metazoa; Chordata; Actinopteri; Siluriformes; Ariidae
Gene: sec24d
Product: SEC24 homolog D, COPII coat complex component
Exons: 23
Coding region: 136-3246 (1036 amino acids)
Biological process (GO): endoplasmic reticulum to Golgi vesicle-mediated transport; COPII-coated vesicle cargo loading; intracellular protein transport
Cellular component (GO): endoplasmic reticulum exit site; COPII vesicle coat
Molecular function (GO): zinc ion binding; SNARE binding
Source: RefSeq, a predicted model, not a curated record